Penicillium riverlandense is the source of this 1404-nucleotide messenger RNA. RefSeq names its product KH domain-containing protein. Lineage: Eukaryota; Fungi; Ascomycota; Eurotiomycetes; Eurotiales; Aspergillaceae. The record is from RefSeq and is a predicted model, not a curated record. Gene Ontology annotation, molecular function: RNA binding. The coding region runs from base 1 to 1404 and encodes 467 amino acids. Gene Ontology annotation, cellular component: nucleus. The transcript is spliced from 9 exons.
AUGGCUGACGACGAUCGCGAUCACCGAGCGAAGCGCUCUCGUUUCGACAAGACCGAACCCGAACCCCGACGGUCGCGAUUUGACCGCCGGUCUCGUUCUCCAUCCACAAGACACUCAGAAUCGACUCGAACUCGCAGUCCCGAUCCUCGAAGCCCUGGCGAGGCCCAGUCUGGUGCUUUGGACCCGGCUGCCGCAGCAGCUGCCGCCGCUGCCAAAAUCAAUGCCCAGUUGCAAGCGAAAAAGGGCAUUCAGCAUGUCGAUGUUCCUCCAAUCCGCUCAAGUGCAACCCCAUCGCAAACCGGGACCCCCUCCAGUGCCGAUGCAUCGGGCAAAUUGAACGACGAAAUCUAUGUCGCUGAUGGAGACUAUAUCAAAGAUAUAGAGAUCAAUGAUCUGCGCAACCGUUAUACGUUGACCAAAGGGUCAACUCAGAAGAUGAUUAAAGAUGAAACUGGCGCCGAUGUCACCACCCGAGGCAACUAUUAUCCCGACAAAAACAUGGCAACGGCCGCGAAUCCACCUCUGUAUCUGCAUGUGACAAGCACCAACAAGGAGGGCCUCGAGAAGGCCGUGGUCCUGAUCAAUGACCUCAUGCAGAAAGAGCUCCCUAACCUAGUCGAUGAACGACGCUUCCGUCGCCGCGAGCCCGAGCAAGUGGAGCGGGAUGAGUAUGGCCGUCGCAAAUGGCCUGAGGAGCGCAUUCCGAUUGAUCUGGAGCCCAUUCCCGGAUUUAACCUGCGUGCUCAAGUCGUCGGACAGGGCGGUGCCUACGUGAAGCACAUCCAGCAGAAGACCCGCUGCAAGGUUCAAAUCAAAGGCCGUGGCUCUGGUUUCAUUGAAACUAGCACCGGACAGGAAAGCAACGAUCCCAUGUUUUUGCAUGUAGCCGGACCGGAUCCCAACGACGUCCAAGCCGCCAAGGAGCUCUGCGAAGACCUCCUCACCAACGUCCGAGAGCAGUACCAACGAUUCAAGGAGAACCCACCUCAGCACGGUUACGGCGGCGGCGGAUAUGGCCAGCGCGGCGACCGCUACCACGGAGGCGGUGGUGGAGGAGGUGGCGGCUAUGGCGGCGGCUACAAUCGCCAGCAAUCGUCGCCCACAGAUAGCCAAGGCGCAGGCGGUGCCGCCGGCAGUCCAACAGACUACAGUGCGGCCUACGCUCAGUACUACGGGGCCGAUCCCUAUGCCGCCUACGGUGGAUACCAAAACUACGUCGCCUACUACCAGUACUACCAGCAAGCUGCUGCCGCCCAGCAACAGCAGUCGCAGAGCCCUGCUCCGCCUCCCCCGCCUGGCAAUGAGGCACCUCCCCCUCCACCUCCAGGAGCUGGGUCUCCGCCGCCGCCUCCUCCGGGCGGUGGUGCUGGUUACAGCGCAGUUCCCCCGCCUCCUGGUCUGUGA